Messenger RNA from Protopolystoma xenopodis, 639 nucleotides. Lineage: Eukaryota; Metazoa; Platyhelminthes; Monogenea; Polystomatidea; Polystomatidae. The record is from the annotation of a GenBank genome assembly.
AUGCUUCUGGCUCCCACUGCUUUAGAUAGCCAUCGUCCUUCACCAGACGGAAUGUCCCGAUCCUCCUCUUACUCCUUACAUUCCAGUAUUAUCCCUAUUCAAGAUUUUGGAGCUGUCAAUUCACUCGUCACAACUUUGAGCCCCUCAUCUAAGUCUUAUGGUCUAAGUACAACUAGCGGCAGUAGCAACAGCUUGCCCACUGUAAUCAAAUCAGCUUCUUCCUCUACCUCACUAUCGACCUCUUUCGUGUCAUCGCCUUCGUUCGAUGGACCACUUCACCAACGAAAUCCAUCGCCAAACCCUCGUAUUGUUGAGAAAGAAUUGAAUCACUCGUCUGGCUCAACAACCAAUGCAUCAUCUGGGCGCCUUUUUGAGCCCGAAGAUGGACAGCAGCAUGGUCAAAUGAUGUCUCUCGUUUCUUUGACCCCAUUAAUCUCUGCUCCUGGAAGCUUUCCAAUGCCAUCUGUCAAAUCCAGUGCCCAGGUUAUAAUUGUUAGAGACCUGUCUUAUUUAUCUUAUUUACAUUCAUCGAUUUGUUUGUAUAUAUUCCCUUCUCCCGUUUUUUUUGUUGAUCAAACAUCUCUAAAGGGGAUCAAAAGUUGGUUUCACGGUAAUCUGUACAAUUACAGUGAUUCGUAA